AUGCCCGAUAAGAGUUACCUGGAUCAGAAAGCUGGUCCACCUGAAGAAAGCACAGGAAAACAAAAAUGGAAGUUGUCUGCCUGGUACAGCUGGCUAAACCAUCUCACCAGUGCCAAUGCAAGAGAUUUGCAGCUUAAACUUGGCACGAGGCUCUGUGGGAAAGGGGUGAAGCAGAAGGAACAAGAGAAGGCGAGGAAGUUCAGGCAGGGUAACCAAGGAGACACCCAGGUGCAUGGCAGCGAGUUAUCCGGUGCUUUUCUGGCCGAGUCUCGCAAGCCUACUUGGAUUAUCACUUGCUUUUGUCUUCAACUACUCCUACUUAAUCCUCUUGUCAAAGCCCAGAGUUCCUGCGGGAAUCCAGUGACAGAUGAUGUGAAUGACAUUGCAAAAUUGGUUGGAAAUCUCCCAAAUGAUUAUAUGAUAACCCUUAAAUAUGUCCCGAAGAUGGAUAGUCUGCCUAAUCACUGUUGGUUGCAUUUGAUGGUGCCUGAAUUUUCAAAGAGUCUACAUACUCUUCUGCAGAAAUUUUCAGAUAUUUCAGAUAUGUCUGAUGUCUUAAGCAACUAUUCAAUCAUCAAUAAUCUCACAAGGAUAAUUAAUGAUCUUAUGGCAUGCCUAGCUUUUGAUAAAAAUAAGGAUUUUGUAAAAGAUAAUGGUCACCUUUAUGAAGAAGGUCACUUCAUUCCUGAGGAUUUUUUUAGGCACUUUAAUAGUACCAUUGAGGUAUACAAGGAGUUUGCAGACACAUUGGAUAAGAAUGACUGCAUUCUACCUUCAACAGUAGAAACACCAGAGAAUGAUUCCAGAGUCGCUGUCACAAAAACAUUUUUGUUUCCUCCUGUUGCUGCCAGCUCCCUUAGGAAUGACAGCAUUGGCAGUAACACUAGCAGUAACAAAGAGGCACUUGGCUUCAUUAGCAGCUCCAGCCUGCAAGGGGUCAGCAUAGCACUGACGUCACUGCUGUCUCUUCUUAUUGGCUUUAUUUUGGGAGCCGUAUACUGGAAGAAAACACAUCCCAAAUCCAGACCAGAAAGUGAUGAAACUACACAGUGUCAUGACUGUCAAGAGGAAAAUGAGAUAAGUAUGUUGCAGCAAAAAGAAAAGGAACAUCUACAAGUGUAG
This is a messenger RNA of Cariama cristata (Red-legged seriema), 1122 nucleotides long. It is a transcript of the gene KITLG, whose product is annotated as KIT ligand. Gene Ontology annotation, molecular function: cytokine activity; stem cell factor receptor binding. The transcript has 11 exons. Gene Ontology annotation, cellular component: plasma membrane. NCBI's taxonomy places the organism in Eukaryota, Metazoa, Chordata, Aves, Cariamiformes, Cariamidae. The coding region runs from base 1 to 1122 and encodes 373 amino acids. Gene Ontology annotation, biological process: positive regulation of cell population proliferation; cell adhesion. The record is from RefSeq and is a predicted model, not a curated record.